AAAAAAAAAAAAUGGCAAAGCUGCUUAAAAACCGAUGUUAGAGGUGAAUCUUUACCCCUUCUUCUUAGCUCAGUCAGAUACUCUCAUUUCCCCCUACGACGUCGUCUAACUCGAGCAUCCACCACCACACCUCGCCUACCCAGAAGGAAAAGCUCCGUUCUUCCUUCUUCCUUGUGUUAUUUCCGAUGUAGAAUUUGUUGCGGUAAUUAUCAAAAUUUUUAGUUAGAAGGAUUUUCAAAGUUUUGGUGAUUGUGGAGGAGUAUGGAUGCCAGUGGACCAGCAAACACGGUCAUAGAGUAAAGAGAAGCAGGCUGUCAUAUAUCUACUUAUUCAUAAGUCCAAGCUAAAGUUUGAGAGGAAGAACUGAAAGUAUGGCAACAUCAAAAUCAGAUAUGAAGGGCUUCUUCAAGCAAAAGAAGAAGUCUGGUGGCAUAACAAAGGCGAAGGCCAAAUCAUCAUCUACAAAGAAAUCUCUGUCUCCAAAGCGCUCAGCUACUUAUGGCUCUGACAUCACUCAACCUGCUGCUCUUAUCUCACAUGGUUUUCCUGACAUUGAAGAUGAUUAUGAUGAAAAAGAGGAAGUUCUCAGGCAAUUUGACAUGAACAUGGCAUACGGACCAUGCCUUGGGAUGAGCAGGCUUGCUCGCUGGGAGCGUGCCAAAUCCUUGGGCAUGAAUCCUCCUGAAGAUAUAGGGCAUCUCUUGAAAGCUGGCAAAGUUGGAGCUGAAUGUUUGUGGGAAGGGCGUGUUUAGCCAGACCUUGCUGUCACCUUGUCGUGGUCUUAUAUAUUUUUCACUCUGUAAUGAUGUCUACUGUUGGAUGCUUAGCAAUGUACUGUACGUCUCAUAGUCAUGCUAGUCAUGUUUGUUCUUAACAGUCAGAAGACGUUCAGCAUCUGGCUGGACUAGUGUUGUGUGGCACCUGAUCGAACCUGUCACUUGAAAUGCUUCCUUUUCAGAUUUAAAAUGUUGGUAAUCUUGUUUUGCUUUUGAUA
Coffea eugenioides is the source of this 994-nucleotide messenger RNA. RefSeq lists its product as uncharacterized. The record is from RefSeq and is a predicted model, not a curated record. Gene Ontology annotation, biological process: DNA synthesis involved in DNA repair; DNA-templated DNA replication. Bases 372 to 752 code for a protein of 126 amino acids. The transcript has 4 exons. Gene Ontology annotation, cellular component: delta DNA polymerase complex. Lineage: Eukaryota; Viridiplantae; Streptophyta; Magnoliopsida; Gentianales; Rubiaceae. Gene Ontology annotation, molecular function: DNA-directed DNA polymerase activity.